This is a messenger RNA of Pochonia chlamydosporia 170, 744 nucleotides long. RefSeq names its product peroxisomal membrane protein (PmpP24). Lineage: Eukaryota; Fungi; Ascomycota; Sordariomycetes; Hypocreales; Clavicipitaceae. Gene Ontology annotation, cellular component: peroxisomal membrane. The transcript has 4 exons. The record is from RefSeq and is a predicted model, not a curated record. The coding region runs from base 1 to 744 and encodes 247 amino acids.
AUGGCGACGACCGUCGAAGCUCUCAAGGUUGCGCUGGAGCGCAUCGUACUGGACCCGAGAUAUCAUGAUCUUCUCUCGUUGCUCAAGACUGCCCGCAAUGGCGCCGUCUACGGAACCAAGGUUCGGUUUCCGCAUGCACUGGUGAUGAUCUUCCUUUUCCGAUCUGGAACAUUCCGACAAAAGAUUGCCUUAGUAUUGAGAGCUACCAAAAAGCACGCCACUAACCUGGCCCGAUUUGCGACGAUAUACAAACUGACUCUGCUCGCGUUGAAACACUGGGGGCCGAACCCCGGCAAGGAAGGCAUGUGCCACUUUAUAUUUUGCACUUGGAAGAAGUCCAAAACUAACCUUGAGUGUGCCAAUACAGGUCCCUACGACACCUUCAUCGGAGGCCUUUUGGGCGGCUACAUUGUAUUCGGCCAAAGGUCGAAGCGCAACGGCAAGAUCUCCUCGGUCAGCCAGCAAAUCGUCAUCUACAUCUUUGCACGAGUCGCGCUGGCGCUGGCCCGCAUCGCCGUCAAGCCCGGACACGGAUUCCCCGUCGUCUCGAAAGAGCCUCUACAUUCUCAAAUCAGCUACUACGCCUGGCCGGCCUUUGCCUCCCUCUCCUGGGGCAUGGUCAUGCUGCUGUUCAAGACGCACCCCGAGGAUCUGCAAUCCAGCUUGCGAAGCAGCAUGACGUACAUUUACAAGGACUGUGACGAAUGGGAUGGCCUGAGGACGUUGCUGUGGCAUAACAAAUAG